UCUCACCCACACCAGAAAAAUCAAAAAAUACGUUUCUCUCUUAUAAGAAAUCUCUCUUUCUUUUUUCUUCUCUUCUCCUCUCUAGAUUUGUCGCUUACCUCUAAAUUCUCCGGCGAUGAAUCUCGCCGGGAAAAUGAAUAUUCCGGUAAUCAUUUCCUCUGUUUCCGUCUCUAGUAACGCUAUCUCUGACCAUCGCCGUCACGUGUUCCGUGAAAAUCCUCGCCGAUCCGUCUUCUAGACUUUUCCUAGUAUAUUAUUCUUUGCUUCGUUUUGUGAAAAAAGAAAUGAUCCGCUGAUUGCAGAAGACUGUCUAGGUUUCUUCUGGUUUUAGCUGAGAGGUUUUGUUUAGAUUCUCUGUUUUCUUCUUUGAAUCCGUGGAGAUACCAAAUUUUUGGGACUUUUAUAACGAUUAGUUUUUUGUGGGAGAGAGAUCUGUGAGGUUUUUUGGAGGAGACGGAGUGUAAAUUGAAUUUGAAUUUUCGUCUUCUGUGUUGAAAUUGACUUGGACCAUAAUUGGUGAAGAGAGAGAGAGAGAGAAGUUAGAUCUUCGUCUUUGUUCAGUAAACGAUGCCAUUUACGAUGAAGAUCCAGCCGAUUGAUAUCGAUUCACCUUCCCUAGCUCCAGGCAAACCGGUGCUCAAAUCUCGUCUCAAGCGGUUGUUUGAUCGGCCGUUCACGAACGUACUGAGAAGCGGAACCACCGAGAAACCAUUCGCCGUCGCCGUCGUCACCGGUGAAGCUCAAUGCAAUCCCGUCACGGAGUUCGAGCCGAGCUCCGUUUGUUUAGCGAAGAUGGUUCAAAACUUCAUAGAGGAAAACAACGAGAAGCAAGCGAAAUGUGGACGCAACCGCUGCAAUUGCUUCAACGGCAACAACGAUAGCUCCUCCGACGAUGAAUUAGAUCUGUUCGGAGGUUCGUUCGAUUGCUUCAACGGCGGUUCUCCGUGCGACGCCUCCGAUCAUCUCAAGAGCUUGAUCCAGUGCGCGAGCGUCGCCGAGAGGAACCUAUUAGCCGACGCGGCGAAGAUUGUGGAUAAGAACAAAUCAGUGAAACGGAAAGACGAUAUGAAGAAGAUCGUCAACGAAGGACUCUUAUCUCUUAAUUACGAUUCUUCAAUCUGCAAAUCGAAAUGGGAAAAAUCUCCUUCUUUCCCAGCUGGUGAAUAUGAGUACAUAGAUGUGAUUAUUGGAGAAGAAAGAUUGCUAAUCGAUAUAGAUUUCCGAUCGGAGUUCGACAUAGCGAGGCAGACGAGUGGUUACAAGGCGUUGCUUCAAUCUCUACCGUUCAUCUUCGUCGGAAAAUCUGAUCGGUUGAGUCAGAUCGUGUCGUUGAUCUCGGAGGCGGCGAAACAGAGCUUGAAGAAGAGAGGGAUGCAUUUGCCUCCGUGGAGGAAAGCCGAGUACAUGCGAUCUAAAUGGCUCUCCACUUACGUUCGAGCCUCCGUCGUUGCCUCUGGAAACGCCGAGGAGCCGCCGGUUGCGGCGGCCGCGGCGGUGUCGGAGCUGGAUUGUGCAGAGCUUGAGCUGGUUUUCGAGGAGAAAUCUUUAUCUCCUCCGGUAGUGAUUAAUUCUUCCUCCUCUCCUUUUUCGUCUGUUGUCGACGGCGAUGAUGACGUGGCAAUCCCGACGGUGGAGAGAGAAGUGAAGGCCGUCACCGGAUUAGCUUCACUCUUCAAGGAAAAGCCGUAAUAAAAAAAUUUUGAGUUUUUUUUCCUUUUUUCUAAUUUUCGUUAAUUUCCAAAAGUAAAAACUUGAGGAAAAAAUAUAAUUAAAAAAAAAAUCUAUAUAACAUUACCAUAUUCCUUUUUUUUACCU
Molecule: messenger RNA, 1815 nt
Organism: Eutrema salsugineum
Lineage: Eukaryota; Viridiplantae; Streptophyta; Magnoliopsida; Brassicales; Brassicaceae
Exons: 3
Coding region: 568-1689 (373 amino acids)
Source: RefSeq, a predicted model, not a curated record